CUGGGUGAUCGCUUGGAGGUGUUCAAUGGUGGUCAGCACACCUACCUGCGAGUUCCCGGCCACUCCGGUCGAACAUCUCCGAGUAUCGCAUCGAAUACUUCCGAACCCGAGUCCUGCAUCGACGAUGGACGAUAUCAGGACGAUGACGAUGUCGUUGGCAUGGGUAAGUGACCACUGACC
Strongylus vulgaris is the source of this 180-nucleotide messenger RNA. NCBI's taxonomy places the organism in Eukaryota, Metazoa, Nematoda, Chromadorea, Rhabditida, Strongylidae. The record is from the annotation of a GenBank genome assembly.